This is a messenger RNA of Cooperia oncophora, 1026 nucleotides long. The record is from the annotation of a GenBank genome assembly. Lineage: Eukaryota; Metazoa; Nematoda; Chromadorea; Rhabditida; Trichostrongylidae.
AUGUACCUGUAUAAAAGUGUGGCAGGAAAGCUUAGACUAGAUAUCAUGACCAAGCCUACACACGCUAUCGUUUUCUUCACUUCAUCGAAAACUGCAGACAUCGUCGCGCUGGCAGCUAUAUCUGGCAGCCAUGUUGUCAACACUACAUCGAAAGUUCGCUGGAAUAAGAAGGUAUACAAGGCUAAGGUAUGUGCGGACUCUGAAUUAUCGUCGUGUGUCCUCAGUAUGUCCCUAAAUAUCCCUUUCAAGAUCGUUCACAUCGGCACGAGAGCUCAGUGUGAAGAAAAGAUCAAGGAUGUAAACGAAGAAGGAACGUUGAUGGAAAGCUUCUUCACUGUUGGAGCCAGCAGUGUUACUGGACAGGACGAAGACAUUGCUGAGACAGUCAAUGCUGACCCGGUGCUCGAAGCCCUACAUCACGUGCAGAGAGGAAUGAGUGAAAUGCUCGAGCAGAUGAUGCUCAUGAGAAGAACGACCGCGGGCGCCCUGCGUGAGUUUGAGAUGAGAGUGCAAGGAUCAUUUUCCCGUUUAGAGCGGCGUAUAACUGAUUUGGAGUCCUCAGUUGAUGAACUAAAGCUGAAGCAAGGAAGCACGUCUACAGAAGAUGGGAUUGACUUUUCACUUCUUUCUCGUGAGCGAGUAGAGACACUGCUCUCCCUGAAGUGUGGUCGGCUAACAAAAUUCGCUCUCGCAUUGGAGCAAGAACUGUAUGAGCACGACCCUUCGGAGCUUCUGCUCAACGUAGAGGACAGAAAACUGACGGCAAGAAGGGUAAACUUCAUCCGAGAGGUCGUCUUCAAAUACUUCAACGUCUCUGAAAGUGCCAAGAAGAGCGUGUGGCAGACGGUGAAGAAUGCUUUAGACGGCAGGGUGCGAACAUCACGCGCUCGCAAGUCAAAUGUGCAGUCGGCGGACCACAGGGGCCUCUCGCCCUCGCCGGCCAGAAUCUUGCUCACACCUCCACGAAGGGAAGAGGUGUACGAAUUCAGUGACAAUUCUUCUGACCACCAAUUUUUUGAAUUGUAA